AUGGAUUUUGACGAGCUCCACCUCUUGCCCGUCGAGCACGCGAGCCAAGCCCAGCGAUGGCUGGCGGUCGCGUCGUGCAAUCUCGUCACCUCGUCGCUCGUCUUCUUCCUCAUUCGCCACCUACCCAAAGGCCUCCCUCGCCUUCUCGCCCUCUCCCCCAUAAUCCUCCUCAACAUCGCCCUCCCGUGCGUUUUUUCCGCCGCGAAACGCGGCGAGUGCAUCGAAAAGGGCCUCGUAUUCUGGACGGUCUCGUGGCUUGGCAAUUUCCGCCUGCUCGCUCUCGCGUGGAACCGCGGCUCGCUCACGGACCCGGGUUACUCCUCCAGCUUUCUCCAAUUCCUCGUCGCACUGUACAUGCCCAUGCGAAAUCGCGUUCGCGAAACCGCGAAAACCGCCGCCUUUUCGCCUGAAACCCCCAACAUAAAGCAAUCCCGCCGCCACAAGCAGCCUCCCUCCGAAUCCUCGCCGCAGCUGCUUCUACGAGGCGCGUUUAAAGCCCUCCUCCUCUCCCUCACCAUCCGCGCGUACGCUCUCAACCUCCCCGCGCCGGCCGUCACGCUGCUGCACAGCGCGAACCUCUUCCUCUUCAUCACGCUCCUCUGCGAGCUCGUCGCAGGAGUCGUCGCAGCCGUCGCCCCGCGCUUCGCCGUGGAGCCUCACUUCCGUCGCCCGUACCUGGCGACGUCGCUGGGGUCGUUCUGGGCGCGCCGGUGGAACCUCGUGGUGAGCGGCAGCCUUCGAGAGACCGUCUACGAACCGCUCCUGGACUGGCUUGAAAGGCCGUGCUCAACGGAAGGAGGGAGGGUAGCUGAGAAGGGAGCACGAGGGAAGGAGGGUAGUUUGAACGUUGGAAAUAGGAAUUCAGCAGUGAAUGGGGGUCAUGAUUCUGUGAAUGGUCGUGGCUGUGGGGCUCCUGAUGGGUUUGAGGAGGUUGAGAAGAUUAACGGUUGGAGUGAGAAGGUGAAUGGUUACAGUGAGAGGGUCAACGGCUGCAGUGAUAAAUUGAAUGGCAACAGUGAGAGGAUCAACGGCUGUAGUGAGAAGUUGAAUGGUAACAGUGAAAGGAUCAACGGCUGUAGUGAGAAGUUGAAUGGUAACAGUGAGAGGAUCAACGGCUGUAGUGAGAAUAUGAAUGGUUUCAAUAAGCAUAUCAACGGCUGCUAUCAGAGGAGCAGCCGGAGAGAGGAAACGGCAUGUGUGAAUGGGACUGGAGAGUUACCAAAUGGGCAUAUCAACAACUGUGAUGACUAUCAUUUUUCAAACAGGGUGGCGAAGCAGAACGGAUGUGCUUCACCUGCUACUGCCUCAGCCGAUACAUCUCCGAACAGCCGCCAUGUGAGCUUUGCCCGGGCAGCAGCAACGAUUGCCUCGUUUGCUGUAUCCGGAGUCAUGCACGAGCUGGUGAUACUAUACAUUGGAGGGGCCAUGACAGGCGAGCAGAUGGUGUUUUUCACCCUACAUGGAGUACUGACUGUGGCAGAGGCAUGGGUUAGGAAAGAGUGGAAGACGAGAGAGCUGGUGCCGAUACCCAAAGUGGUGGCAGGAGGGAUGGCUCUUGGGUUGCUGCUGUGCACUGGACAUGUGUUUUUCUUUGCGCCUUACCAGCGAUUAGGCGCCAUAAGGUGUGUUGUGGAAGGGCUCGAGGCCCACUUCUCGCAACUCAUGAAGUCGAUUUCAGUAUGA
Closterium sp. Yama58-4 is the source of this 1683-nucleotide messenger RNA. The record is from the annotation of a GenBank genome assembly. NCBI's taxonomy places the organism in Eukaryota, Viridiplantae, Streptophyta, Zygnematophyceae, Desmidiales, Closteriaceae.